AUGCUCCAACUAAGAGAAUGGAACAGCACAGUGCCAAAGCGAGUAGAUCGAUGCCUGCACGAGCUGAUUGCAGAACAGUCUCAGUCUCAGCCCGACGCACCCGCCGUAUGCGCGUGGGAUGGCAACUUCACAUACUCGAAGCUGGAAGAACUGUCGUCAGUGUUAGCAGCACAGCUAGCUGACCGUGGCGUGGGACCCGAGGUGUUUGUGCCUAUUUGCUUCGAGAAGUCCCGUUGGACGUCGGUAGCUCUGCUGGCGGUUCUGAAAGCGGGCGGCGCGUUUGUGUUGCUGGAUUCUAGCGAGCCACUGUCACGACUACAAGAGAUAUGUGCCACCGUGAAUGCUAUCCUGGUCCUGUCUUCCCCUCAAAAUGAGAGUCGCAGUAAAAGGCUGGCGGAUUCCGUGAUUGUGCUGAGCAGCGCGGCUGAAAUUUCUUCAUGCUGCAAAUCACAUGAUAAUUACGCUACGGCCUUUGCUCAGCCACACCAUGCGGCCUAUGCCAGCUUCACCUCUGGAUGGACAGGAAACCCCAAAGCCGUUGUGGUGGAACAUUCAGCAUACUGUUCUAAUGCCCUAGCUCACAUGGGCCCAUUACAGCUUCACAAAGGUUCUCGCGUUCUGCAAUCCGCUUCUUAUGCGCUUGGAGUUAGCAUAUUGCAAAUGGUGACGACAUGGAUGGCCGGUGGAUGCGUUUGUGUUCCGGCAGAGUCUGCAUGUUCGGGCGAUUUUACCGCGGCAGCAAGCAACCUUGCAGCCAACUGGGUUCUUGGGACGCCUUCGAUGCUAAAAGAAUUACGACCCAAAGAUAUGCCCCAUUUAAGGCACGUCGUCCUAGUCGGUGAAACGCCCGUACGAGACGAUAUUACGGCGUGGCCAGAUCGCGUUCAGGUCAUAAAAGGGUACAAUAACGCCGAGUGUUCGAUGUGUUGUAGUGUUGCCCAAAAUAUAGGGUCACACUCCAAUCCUCAAUUGGUUGGCAAUAUGACAGGAAGUGUUGGAUGGAUCGUCGAGCCACUAAAUCAUCACAAAUUGACACCUUUGGGCAUGGUUGGAGAGCUGCUCGUGGAGGGGCCCAGCCUGGCACGAGGUUAUCUACACGAUAUCGGGAAGACCGCCAAAGCCUUCAUAGAUCCUCCACGCUGGUUUUCAGAAUUUUGUGAGCGGUACAACAAGACGCCAGAACGCGGCUAUCGGAUGUACAAGACAGGCGACCUGGUCAGGUACGACGCGGAUGGCAACCUGCUCUUUGUUAUGCGGAAGGAGUCGCCCGCCAAGGUUCGUGGCCAACAGGUGAAGCUGGAUGAAGUUGUGCAUCACCAGAGGGAGAGCCUAGCGGGUGACACCAGUCCACCAGCACCAGCGAUGGAGAGACACUUGCGCGGGUUGUGGGCCGGCGUGCUCGGCCUCCCUCCCAACAAAAGGGAUGCUGACCAAAGUUUUCUACAGUUAGGUGGGGACUCCAUUGCCGCCGUCCAGCUUGUUGCAGCUGCCCGGGAGGAAGGCCUUGCAUUGACCGUGGCGGACGUCCUCAACGCGCCGCACCUCAGCCAGAUGGCACAUGUUGCCAAAGCAGAAUGGUGUGUCGAGGACACUCCUGCUCCCUUCUCCCUCCUCCAACCCGGCAUCACCGAAAGUUUUGCCCGGGCCCAAGCGGCGGCCCAGUGCAGGAUCGCCACAGACCUAGUGGAGGAUGUCUUCCCAUGCACGCCGCUGCAGGAAGGGAUGCUUGCUAUGACAGCCAAGCGCUCCGGUGACUAUGUCUGCCAAAUUAUGUUUGAGCUUGGGAUCGGCGUCGAACUGGAGCGCCUAGAACGAUCGUGGCGAGAGGUUGUCGUGACGACGCCGAUUUUGCGGACAAGGAUCGCGAACCUUGCCGGUCAAGGAUUGGUCCAGGUUGUGGUAGCAGGACAGUGUUCUUUCACGGCCUGUCAGGACCUCGAAGAGUAUCUGCAAGUGGGCAAGCAGGAGCCUAUAGGGCUGGGAGCGCACCUUACCCGGUUUUAUACAAUAAGUAGCUGCAGCGGCCAGCGCCGCAUGCUGGUGUGGAUGGUACACCAUGCACUGUUUGAUAGGUGGUCCAUGCCACUAGUGCUCAAACAAGUGCAACAGGCAUAUCACGGUCUUAUCCGAGACCGCCUGGUUCCGUUCCAGGGGUUUGUCAAGCAUAUCCUACAGAGCAGCGACGGUAGCUGCGAGUACUGGCAGAGUCAACUCAGCGGGUCCGAGGCGGAGCAGUUUCCUAGCCUUCCAUCGCCCGGCUAUCAGCCCCAACCAGAUGAUGGCCUGGAUCAUCAAAUUUCGGGACUACAGUGGCCACAGGGAAAAUUUACCGUUUCGACGAUGGUCCGCGCUGCUUGGGCGAUUGUACAGGGCCAUUACACGAAUUCACCGGAUGUGAUUUUCGGAGCCACCGUGACUGGACGGCAAGUGCCAGUCCUGGGUGUGGAGCGCAUAGCGGCCCCAACUAUUGCGACAGUGCCGGUGCGGGUCAGAUGGACCUGGGAGACGGAUAUUCAGGAUCUGUUACAGCAGGUACAGAUACAGGCGAUUUCAAUGACCGCAUACGAGCAGAUGGGGCUACAGUAUAUCCGGCAGAUCAGCCCCGACACGGAACUGGGCUGUCGCUUUCAGACUCUUGUGGUAGUGCAGCCUUUACCCCGAGAAAUCUUAAAAGGACCAAUAGAAACCGAUGAUAUACUGUUAGAAGUUCUCACCAAGGUGAAAGAGGACGAUGGCGGCUCUGCGGGGCUGAACAGAAUGAACUCAUACGCGAUGAUGAUUGAGUGCCAGAUUAGCACAAAUGGCCUGAAUGUACGCAUUGGCUUUGAUUCACACCUGGUUGAGAAGAUGCAGGUGCAAUGCAUGGUAUGUCAGCUGGAGCAUGUGCUGCGAAAAAUUUGUGCGGAGCGGAACGGACCGCUAGCCAUAAGGGACGUGUGCGGGGUGAGCCCAGAAGACUGGAGACAACUGCAGGAAUGGAAUGGGACAGUGCCCGCACGGGUCGACCGGUGUGUGCACGAGAUGGUGGAAGAGUGGUGCCGCGCACAGCCCGAUGCGCCUGCCGUGUGCGCAUGGGACGGCGAAUUCACAUACGGCGAGCUUGACAUGCUGUCUUCCGCGCUGGCGGCGCACCUGGCAGAGCACGGGGUGGGGCCUGAGGUGUUUGUACCACUAUGCUUCGAAAAAUCUCGGUGGACAACAGUGGCAAUGAUGGGGGUUAUGAAGGCGGGUGGGGCGUUUGUGCUGCUGGACCCGUCGCACCCGCCGGCGCGGCUGCGGGGGAUCUGCCAGACAGUAUCAGCCGCGCUGGUGCUGUCAUCAGCGGCAAACCGAGCGAUGGCAGCUGAGCUGGCGGCGGUGGUGGUCGUAGCUGGCGGCGGCGAGACAGUGUGGCGUAGCCCGACACAAGCCUGGCUGGGAUCGGCUGUGACCCCGGAUAACGCGUUGUACGCCGUCUUUACCUCGGGUUCGACCGGCACACCGAAGGGCGUGGUGAUCCAGCAUUAUGCCUAUUCUUCUGCUGCCACCUCCCGCGCCGCCAUUCUUCACAUCGAUAGCUCUACUCGCGGCUAUCAAUUUGCAUCUUAUGCGUUCGAUGUCAGCAUAUCAGACCACCUCGGGAUGUUGAGUUUUGGAGGAUGUGUCUGCGUACCAUCCGACGUGGAUCGAUUGACGAAUAUAUCAGCUUCAUUGAAGACCCUCAAUGCCAAUUUCGCGGGCCUCACUCCCAAGAUUGCCAAGCAACUGCAACCUGAAGACCUGGCUUCUCUUCGGACCCUGUCCCUUGGGGGAGAAAAGUUGGAUGCCUGGGACAAGACCCUAUGGCCGCAACAUUUACAGAUGUUCAACGGAUACGGACCAGCUGAGUGCUCUGUCAACUCAACAUAUCAUAAAUUCACAAAGAAAGGCGAUGAUCUGAGCAAUAUUGGCCAUGGGGUUGCCGCCGUGUGCUGGGUGGUUAACCGGGUAGACCACGAGCGGUUAAUGCCGAUCGGGGCGGUAGGUGAGCUGCUAAUCGAGGGCCCUAUCGUCGGGCGCGGGUACCUGAACGACCCAGAACAAACAGCUGCGGCAUUUGUCGCGCCUCCAGCCUGGCUGCGCCAGUUUCGAGAUAGCGGCGGCGGAUGGCUGUACAAGACGGGCGACCUGGUGAAGUACGCGGCGGACGGGUCGCUGCAUUUCAUGGGGCGCAAGGACACACAGGUCAAGCUCCGCGGGCAGCGCAUCGAGCUGGGUGAGGUGGAGCACCACACACGGCAGUGCUUCCCAGGCGCGCGCGACGUGGUGGCAGAGGUGGUGACGCCGGCGGAGGCUGGGCGUGCGCCAAUGCUGAUGGCUUUCGUCUCAGUGGACAACCCGAACCAGAAUGAUAGGUAUGAUGACAACGAGAAAGACGAGAGCAACGAGGAUAACAAGGUGAACAACAUCUUCGCCGCGCCCACCGACGGCUUUCGCGCGGCCAUCCCGGUGGCUGAGGCUAAGCUGCACGACGCCGUACCGGCAUACAUGGUGCCAGCCAUUUUCCUGCCCCUGGUGGUUGUGCCACUGGGUGCCACCGGCAAGACCGAUCGCCGCCGGCUCCGCGAGCACGCUGCCUCUCUUACCCGACCUGAGAUUCAGGCCUAUUGUAGCCUUUCGACAGCCAAGUGCCCACCCACCACAGCCGCGGAGCAAAAGUUACAGCAGCUAUGGGCACAGGUCCUAAAAAUCGAGCCUGACUCAAUUGGUGCGGACGACAGCUUCUUCCGCCUGGGCGGCGACUCGAUUUCGGCAAUGCAGCUCGCCAGUUUGGCGAGGUCUCAAGGCCUAGAACUAUCAGUUUCAGAUAUUUUUGCCCUAAGACAGUUGAGUAUGCUGGCUAAAGUCCUUGUCAAAAGCCUGAACGUCAAAGCGAGCACGAAUGUUGAACCCUUCUCGUUUCUGGAUCCUGAACAUAAGUCUGCUCUCUUGUACUCUCGGCCAGGAAGUCCAUAUUUUACCAAAGACACAAUACUUGACAUUUUGCCAGUCACAGAUCUGCAAAUUUUCUUUUUGACCCGAAUGUCUCUUACCCACUUUUCCUUCUCAAUCCAAGGGGUAGUUGACGUCGAUCGGCUACGCUUAUCCUGUCAUUCUCUGAUACAGGCUCAUUCUAUCAUGCGCACGGUUUUCAUCAGACACCAGGACAAGUUCCUUCAGGUUGUUUUGAAGUCGUUGGAUGUUCCAUUUUAUCAUACUCACACCAAAGAGUCUCUCGAGCCGUUUUGGAGGUCCACCUGUACGGUCGAUUCGAACGAAGAAGCCAUAUCGGACAAGCCGCUUGUUAAGUUUACCCUUAUCUCGCGGUCAGAGACAGAACACAUCCUCACUGUGCGACUCUCACAUGCCCAGUAUGAUGGCUCUUCGAAGCCAGCUCUUCUUCGCGAUCUUGUGGCUGCUUACAACCAAGAUAUUCAAUCUGUCCCAGUUUGCGCAAUGUUUUCUGACUAUGUGUACUACUGUGGUAACAACCGCUCUGAAUCUGCAUUUAGAUUUUGGAGAGAUUGCCUGCAAGGCUCAGUGGUGACCAGGCUUCCAUGUUCAGAUCAACAAGGGCAUCAUGUUUCCACGGAGAUCGACGAGAGCGCUUUCGGAGACCUCCCCAGCACUUCGGAGGAUACUACAAUUCCAACAUUGAUCAACGCAGCUUUCUCCUUCGUCUUGGCUGAUCUCACCAAGGAGGACGAUGUUGUGUUCGGAGUGGCGACGACCACGCGUGCAAUUCCAUUGCCCCAGGUGCAGACGAUUUUCGGGCCCUGUAUCAAUUGCAACCCCCUUCGAGCUCGUUUCGCGCAGACCUGUACGGUGAGAGACCUAUGCAGGCUAUUAGGCGACCAAUACGCACAAUCUUUGCAAUUUUGUUACCUCGAUUUCUCCGACAUACGCGACAAAAGUACAGAUUGGCCUUCGGAUACCAAACUAGGAUGCAUCUUGAACCACCUCGCUGUGGGUGACAAUAAACCCUUACUUUUAAAGGACGGCGGCAGUAUAACGAAUUCGUUGACAAUAAGUCGGGCCAUGUUGCAGGAUCAGCUUAUGAUCCAAUCCUUUUCAGGAAACGGAAAAUUGCGGGUUCAAGUUCGCACAUCCAGCAGAAUUAUGGACUCGGAAAAAGCUGGGUUGCUGGCCAAACGACUGAUGGAUACGGCAAAUGCGUUCGCCCGGUCUCCAGAAGCACCACUCUCUUCGAUGUCAUACCUUCACGCCUAG
This is a messenger RNA of Penicillium soppii, 6228 nucleotides long. RefSeq names its product non-ribosomal peptide synthetase. Gene Ontology annotation, cellular component: cytoplasm. The transcript has a single exon. NCBI's taxonomy places the organism in Eukaryota, Fungi, Ascomycota, Eurotiomycetes, Eurotiales, Aspergillaceae. Gene Ontology annotation, molecular function: phosphopantetheine binding; catalytic activity. The record is from RefSeq and is a predicted model, not a curated record. Gene Ontology annotation, biological process: secondary metabolite biosynthetic process; amino acid activation for nonribosomal peptide biosynthetic process. The coding region runs from base 1 to 6228 and encodes 2075 amino acids.